GUAAACACAGACGAAAGUAAAAACAAAACAUGUGGAACAGAAUCAAGCGUUACUAGUUCGAUGGACUUUGUUGAUUGUUUUGACAUAUUUUGGGCAUUUCGAAUUAGAAAUAAAUGAAUUUUCGCACAAAUAAUGAUUUUUGAUCGUUUUUCCCAAUCAUUUUCAGUUGAAUGUUAUCGCAUACAAAUGGUAUAUGCUAACAGAUUGGAAUUACUCAAUAAAUGUUACGUUGUCAAAGUAUCAGGUUGAUGUGCGUGCAUGCGAACCAUUAGCUGACGUUUGAAUCAAUGCAAAUUCCAAAAUCCGUUUGUUUUGAAUGUAUUCACACUUCGUUUGCUAAUUACGUUUUCAAAAUAUUGAAAUAAUAAAAAAAGAAAAUUCCAAAUAUGUAAACAAAUGUUGAUGAAUUAGGUUUGAAAUUUUUUUCCCGAAAAAAAUAGUUCAAAACAAAAUUAUUUAUAGAAAAUUUAGCAUAAAUCACUUUCGUUUUCAAACGAAUGCGGCGACGGAUUGGUAUGAAGUUGUCCGCAUGUUGGUGUUUUUGGUUUCGGUUUUACACACGGUCCAAAUGUGCCGAGUGAAUGACGAGAGAGAGCGGCAAAAGACAGACGGCACGGCAUACACAUGCGAAAGUCAAAACAUCGGAACCGAAACGAAAUGUGAAAGAGAGGAGCGUAUGUGGCACACCGAUAACAUUGUAUAGAGCGGUUUCGUUCGAUCCUUCUGUCAGGUAUAGACGGAUGGAGUGCUUUCAAGUGAGUAGUAACACCAUCACAUCGGUCUCCUCGCCAAAUCACACUGUAUUCGAUGGAAAUGUGCCAGUUAGUUCGUAGUGAAUAUUGAUGAAGUGAAUAUCGCUCCACAUCGAGAGACAGAGAGCUGAUGUCAUUUACAAGGAAACCACUGAACAUUACAAAAUUGAAGGGAAAAAAAAUCGCAAACCAGCUAAAAAAGAAAUCAAAUCCACAAAAAUAUUUUGUUUGAGUGUUUCUGUCAUUCAAUCGGUGUAAUCGGCAAAUGUGUGAACAGUGAAAUUAUCUCAUUCUGUGACCGAAUCAAUCUAAAUGUUCCAAUUGUCAUUUUUGGAAAGUGAUCAAGGCCGAUACCGAAGUUUUCAACAGAGAGACUAAAUCGAUUGCAACACGGUUUUUUGGUGUGUGCGGUGAAGUGAAGAAUCGGUUGCGAAAAAAAAAGAAAUAAAAAAACAAAUUGUGUGUAAAACCAUUUCAAUAUGACCGAUGAUGUAUUGAAGAGAAUAGCUCGCAGUGGCGGAUGUCGAUUAUGUCUCGCUCCCGAUUCGGAAUGUGUUCCCAUUUUUGCGACAGCUGCUGCUGACAAGGAGCCACUCUCAAAUAAAAUUCUUUCAUGUGUCAGCAUUAAGAUACUGCCAGCGGAUCGGAUGUCAAAUCGAGUAUGCCAUGCGUGCAUCAGUUUUCUAAAUUCAUGGCAAAGUUUCAAGAAUCGUUGCUAUGCCGCACAGAAGAAGCAACAAAAUUUCAUCGAUCUAUUGUUGGCCAAAGAGCGUGCAAAGCAAAAAGCCGAAAAUGACCGUAAGCGCCAACUGCAACCAGGCAAGGUAGCACCGGUCGCCAUCGUCGACGACCAGCAAAGAAUCCUGAAAAACGCUUUACUUAAUUCCACAAUGCGAUCGAACGCAGUGAACAACUCAUCUAUCGAUGUUAGCUUCAUCAAAGAAGAACCAGAAGAUAUAACAAGCGAUAUCGAUGAUAUGGACAAUAUGGAUCCGACACAAUUCUUAGCUCAGGAAAACGACGAAGAGCUGGAAAAUGAUGAGCAUCCACCGAUUUUAGCGUCUCUUGGGCUCACACACAUCAAUCACCAAAACACAGACAAUGGCACUGAUCAAAUGGAUGAUUCACUUGGUCAGCAGAAUGUAAAUAAUUCAAUAACAGGACGAUCGCAAGCCAGCUGCACCAUUUGUCACAUGCAAUUCUCAAAUCGAGCGAAUGCACGUCGACACGAGCGAAAUAUUCACGGCAUUCGGAUAUCGUUACAGGGCUCAAACACAGUUCAGCCAAAAGAUAAGCUAGAGAUCUCAAUAGCUGCACCCAUUAAAUUGAAGCGCCCGCUUGAUGUACCAACCAUUUACGAUUACACCAAACCCGAACAGUUCCGACACUUUUUGACCGAGCCACGGUUGAAUUUCAUUCGGCGUCAUCUGGAAUUUCUGGAACAGUAUCAAACGAUGACUUGCAAGUGCUGCAACAAACAAUUUCCCACAUACAAAUUUUUCAUGGCACACAUGCGCAAAAAGUAUGAUACGCUAUCGCGAAAUUUGUGCUUCAAGUGCUUGAAACAAUUCCAGACGAAGCCACAAUUUAUUGCACAUUUGAAGAAACGAAACUGCUUGAAUUUGUAUCGCGUAUUUAUGGCCGAUGACACCAUAUUAAAAGAACCAUUGCCAAAUGCACCGAUUCGAUAUGGAUCGAAGGAAAUUAUUGCGAAUAAAACGUAUGGCUGUCGCUUGUGCACCGAAACAUUUAGGCUAAAAUCGGAUUUUCGCACGCAUGUGGUUGAAACACACAGCGAUGCACAGAAACGUGAAGUUGCCGGCAGCAAUGCAUGCGGCUAUUGCAGCACCGAAUUCGAAGAUGCCAACGAACGUCGUCGUCAUUUCAGCAAUGUUGAGUGUAUGGUAUUCUUGGUGUGCGGAACGUGUGAAGAGAAAUUCAAUACGCAUCCCGAAUACAUUGAACACGUUUAUGCAACCCAUAUUGCAACGGCAAAUGAAACUCCAAUUAAAAAUGAAUUUUUGUUGGAAGACGAGAAUGGUUUGCUGGUCGAGGAUCCAACGCCAUCGUCACAAUCGAAAGCAAGAAGUCCGCAAAAUUGCACCGUCUGUGGUAAACAGUAUAAUAAUUACUAUAACGUUUUGCGCCAUAUGGAAUCGAAGCAUCCCGAUCAAGUGCCAACUACAUAUCGCUGUGAUCGCUGUGAGAUUGGAUACCCUCGGCAAGUUGAAUUGCGUGAGCACAUGCUUCGUGUGCACAAUGAGCGCCUUAAAUUCGAUGCCAUCAAGCAGAAACGUGAACAGUUCACAUGUCGUGAAUGCAAAGCCGCAUUCGACAGCAAAGACACAUGGGUGACACAUCAAGGGGAAGAGCAUUUCAAAUUCGGUUGCAACCAAUGCGAUGAGGAAGUCGAAAAGAAGGAAGACUUUUUGACACAUCUUGCAACACACUCGGAAGCAAAGUCAUUCAAAUGUCCGGUUUGCCAGCAUUCGUUCAGCUCGGAACGUGGAUUUGAAACACAUUUGUCGGUCGUUCACAAUAUGACCAAAGAAGAAGUGGCCGAUAAUAAUUUGGAGAGCAGUGAUUUCGGUGAACUUCCGGUCGAAUGUGCUGUGGAAAUAAAUGGUGAAGACGAGUCAGACAACGAGAACAUGCACGAUGGUGGUGAAGAUUUGGAUGGUAACGAUGCGGAUAUCGAUGAAACACUUGAACCUCCGGCCAAACGAAUUAAACUUGAGACCACGAUUGAAAAUGAUUUGAAUUCGUCGAACAAUGAGAUUUCGUUGAGCACAACAUGCCGCAUUUGCAAAGAAACAUUCACUUCAAGGGCAUUUUUAAUGCAACACAUGCGAAGUUCGCAUAGCUCAGUUCCGAAACUGCCAUCGCUCACCGCUUCACCUCAUGUCACCGUCCAAACACAUAACGUCAACAAUCGGCUACGCUGUCGCAUCUGCCAGAAACGUAUUCACACCAAAAAUGGUUACAAACGUCACAUGCUCGACGUGCACAAUGUGAAGGAUUGCGUAUUCAUAAAGUGUACGUUGUGUCCAUCGGAAUUCAGCAAUGAUAAGGGUUUGAAAGUGCACAUGUUUCGAACACACAACAUAACCGUGCAGCAAAUGCAAGCCGACGAAAGUUUGGUGCCAAUCCCAAAACAAGAAUCCACUUCACCGACACUAACUCCAGUUGUGCCGAAAACGGAACCAAAGCAAAUGUUUGAAUGCAACAUAUGUCACACAGUUUAUCGUAAUCGAGAUCAAUUAAAAUCACAUCGAAGCAUCGUGCAUAAGAUAAAUGACAGUGACUUGAACGAAACAAAUCUACUAGAGACAAUGGCCGAGGAGAAUACGUAUUCGGGCGAAUCGUGGUGGCAAUGCCGAUUCUGCAACGAAUCAUUCAACGCAAGCAAAAAGUUGACCAUUCACAUGAACAGCCACAGCGAAUACGAUAACAAAGAAACCAAAUGCAAGGAUUGUGGAAAUGUGUACGGAACGCGUAAAUCACUUUGGGUGCAUCGUCAAAAGAAACAUCCUCGAUUGCCAAAUCCAUCGCCGUGUGAACUGUGCGAUAAGACAUUCUUUGAUAAAACGGAACUUUUCUAUCAUUUGAAGACUCAUUCAAACGACGAUGUAUUCUCGCACUUGCAAGCGAUGCAAGAGCAGUUGGAGGCCGAACAAGAGAGUCGUCAAAAGCAAGAGCAAGCCGGUGAAGGUCAAGAGAAUCUUUCGUGCCAUAUUUGCAAUCAACAAUUCCAUGAUAAACGUGUGCUCAGCAAACAUCUUCGUAUGCAUGAGCAAAAGCAAAAUGAAAGCUCAUUCAAUAAUUCGGCACUCGCAGCAAUGCUGGCCGACACAAAUAUCAGUACCGAUGAAAAUCUUGGCGAAUACAGUUACCCAUCGUACAAAGGCCAAAUGGUUGAGAACGGUGAAUUUGCGUGCGACAUGUGUCCAAAGAAAUUUUCACAUGUUAAUGCGUUGAAAGUUCAUCGUGGUUGGCAUUUCCGUUCGCCCGACGGACGUCAAAUCACUGACAGCAAUAGCAUUUGGCGUCCAGACGUGGGUAGUAACAACAGAAAUAAACGCUCCAGAGCAUCCAAUCCACCCGUUUGCCCGUAUUGCAAUUCAACAUUUGCCAGCGGCAACAAUUUGCGUCGUCACAUUGUCGAGGUGCAUAAACGAAACGAGGCAAAGCUGAUGCGCGAAAAUGGUAUCGAAACAACAUUCAUCGAAAAAGAAUGUGAAUGUCAGUCUUGCGGUAUAACAUUUAACACGCGACCAGAAUGGGUGGAACACAAGAUAUCGCAUGCUCGAACAAUGAAACCAUCGACCACCUAUGAAUGGGGCUGUGAGAUUUGUGGCAAAGUGUUCACUCGCAAAGAACGGUUACUGGUUCACAUGACAUCGCAUAUGAAUGGUGGCGAAGAAGAGAUCGCACAGAGAAAGGCAGAAAUGGGAUUUGAGAGCAAUUCGCAGAGUUCGAUGUCUUCGUUGUCACAGCUAGAUAGCGUUCGCAAGUAUGAAAGUAAAUCAUUGCUCAAGCAGCCGUCUCUUCUCAAGCAAUCAUUACAAGGAAAGCCAUCGCAGUCAGCAGAGAAUGAUGACGGAAAGUUGCAUAAGGCAGACUCAGAUGGAUCGAUGGAUUUGGAUGGAGAAGAACCAUCGAAUUUUAAUGAGCAGGAUGAUGAAGAAGAAGAGCAAAGCUAUUCAUGCGAUUUGUGCGAUCAAGAAUGCAAGAGUGCCAAGGAACUGCGACAGCAUGUUAAGAGCCACAUUGAGUCGAUUGGCGGGCAAGCCGAGGAAUCAAACAUAGACGAUGAACAGUACGACGACGGUGAUGGCAGCGAAGUGGCUGAAAAUGACGAUGGAAUUGAGGAUCAUUAUGAAGUCGACGACGGUAUCGACGAAGAAAUGGGUGAAGAGGAAAUGGUUGAGGAGGGUGACAUGGUUGAAGAGGAUUUCGAAGACGAUGAAGUUGACGAAGGCGAACCCGCCGAAGAACGAACAGCCAAUGUAACCGGUUUCAAUUGUAGGCUUUGUGGAUCGAGCAGCGCAUCACACAUCGAUAUGAUCAAAUGCAUGGAAGGCCACAAAGUGAAAACGAGUACACAAUGCGAACAAUGUCAAUUAUAUUUCACGAACAACAAUCAAUUAGAAACCCACGAGAUGCUUUGCCAUCCGCAAGAGGACUUCGAUGAAGAUAGUGAUUAAGUAAAUACGUUUCUUGAGCGAGAGAGAGAGAGUGAGAGAGAGAGAGUAAAAGAAAUUCCCACGUGCACAUACAAAAAUUGUUCAUUUUUCUUUUUUUCCUGUUCAAAUUGACCUCGAAAGAGAAUGUAAAACUUACUUAACAAUUAUAUAUGAUAAUACUUUUUAAAAAAAGAGGACAUUAGACGUAGGCCAAACAGAAUAAAAACAUGAAAAAUUGAAUAUAUAUGCAAAUUCAGCUAUUCCAUGCCGCUAAAGCGACAACACUAAUAAUGUUCAUGGAUCUAGUGUGUGUGCGCGUUUUUUUCUCAAACAGAACAGUUGAUACAUAGGACAUUUUUAUGUAGAACAUAAUAAAUAAUAAUUAUUAUCAGAUGGAAUAGUCAUUUUUGAAACCUUUUCUGCGAUCAAAAUAUGAAAAUAUCACGAAGCAAAAGUAAAAUUGGUUGAACAUUUUUUAGAAUACGCAAUGAAAGCCAAAAUGUUUUUAAAUAUUUUUUGAUGAUUGGAGAAAUGAUUUUUUUUUAGAUUUGCAAAGAGAAGCAAAACAUUUACGAUAUAUUUUUGGAUGAACGAGAUAAAUUUGGUUGACAUGAUUUCAUUGUAGUCGCUUAUCAGUAGAGUAGCAUUUUUCUGUUUUUGAGAUAUACUUCUCUGCGCCAGAAAUCGUAACCGAGCAAUUAAAUUAUAGAAUUUUACACACUUAAGAGUCUUACCGAUUUACAAUUUAAGUCAAACUAUAUUAUUAUUAAUUAUUAUUAUUAUUCGUUCAAUUCACUAAAUUCUACUGACUUCGAUGGAUUGAAAUCGUCAUUCGAUUAAAUUGAUUCAAUGGUUAAACAGAUUAACUGUGCAAUUUAAUAAAAAAUUCGAUUUCUCCGACUGUAACACACGAUCACCUUGCAUUCGUAGCGAAACACACAAUAAAAAUGAAUUUCAAAACAUUUUCAAACCAAAA
Molecule: messenger RNA, 6914 nt
Organism: Sitodiplosis mosellana (orange wheat blossom midge)
Lineage: Eukaryota; Metazoa; Arthropoda; Insecta; Diptera; Cecidomyiidae
Product: zinc finger protein hangover
Exons: 7
Coding region: 1232-5959 (1575 amino acids)
Biological process (GO): regulation of transcription by RNA polymerase II
Cellular component (GO): nucleus; chromosome
Molecular function (GO): chromatin insulator sequence binding; zinc ion binding
Source: RefSeq, a predicted model, not a curated record